GUGAUGUCGGCUGCAAAAGGCAGAAACAAAAUUAAAGACAUUUUUGAGAAUUUGAGUUACGGGCCAGCUCCCGAAUCUGACAGUGUGGCGCAAUCGUGGUUAGAAAAGCACCAUAGGAAGUUUGGUCACUUCAUCAACAACGAAUGGGUGCAUCCGGAGAACAGGAAGUUCUAUGAAACCAGGAAUCCUUCAAAUGAUACAGCCCUAGCAAGCACAACUCAGGGCACAAAUGAAGAUGUUGACUUGGCAGUAGCAGCAGCCAAGCAGGCGUACAAAUCAUGGAGUCAGACAUCUGGUCAUUACAGGUCAAGGGUCAUUUAUAGCAUAGCGAGACACGUGCAGAAGCACGCCCGUCUACUAGCCGUCAUCGAAUCAAUGGACAAUGGCAAACCAAUCAGAGAGUCACGUGACUGUGACGUCAAUAUGGUCAUCAGACACCUCUACCACCAUGCUGGUUGGGCCAGUCUGAUGGAGAAGGAGAUGGGGGAAUGGAAAUCUUUGGGAGUUGUUGGUGCUAUCGUGCCGUGGAACUUUCCUCUCAUGUUGAUGGUCUGGAAGAUCUGUCCUGCGCUGGCCAUGGGCAACACCGUCGUUCUCAAACCUGCUACCUUUACACGACUAUCUGCUCUCCUGUUGGCCGAAAUCUGCUCGGAGGCUGGACUACCACCAGGCGUUUUCAAUGUAGUAACUGGAUCAGGGCAGAUGGGCAAUUAUUUGGCCGUUCAUCCAGAUGUUGACAAGGUGGCAUUCACUGGGUCGACCGAAGUUGGUCAGGUGCUGAGGAGAUCCCUGGCAGGAUCGGGAAAGAAGUUGUCUCUGGAGUUGGGGGGCAAGUCCCCUGUGGUCGUGUUCGAAUCAGCUGAUCUGGAGAGUGUGGUGGAAGGUGUGGUCGAUGCAAUCUGGUUCAAUCAAGGACAGGUGUGCUGUGCUGGGUCUCGUUUGCUGGUUCAGGAAUCAGUGUGUGACAGAUUAGUGGAACGACUGAAAGAACGGAUGAAUAGAUUGAGAGUGGGGGACAGUUUGGACAAGUGUAUCGACAUGGCAGCUGUUGUUGACCCCGCCCAUCUUCAAUCAAUCAGGGAUCUCGUACAGGGGGCAGUUGACGAGGGGGCACAGGUGUACCAAGCCAACAUUAAACUUCCUGAUGUUGGAUGUUACUACCCGCCGACCAUCAUCACCAACGUUCAGACAUCGUCAGCUGUCGUCAGUCAAGAGAUCUUCGGUCCAGUUCUGGUCAUUCUGCCCUUCCGAACCGCCCUUGAAGCCAUCAACAUCGCCAACAAUACCGAGUACGGACUGGCCGCCAGCGUAUGGACGGAAAAAGUGGGCGUGGCUUUAGAGGUUGCCAUGGCAAUCAGGGCGGGAACAGUCUGGGUUAACUGUCACAAUGUCUUUGAUUCAGCGUCUGGAUUUGGAGGUUACAAGAUGAGUGGAUAUGGAAGGGAUGGUGGAAAAGAGGGUUUGUUCGAGUACGUACGCAUGAAGUGGCAGGACAGGGCUCCACCAUGCACCACCCUCACCGUUGAUGGUCUCAGCAAGUUCGGUGCCAGCGUAGGAGGAGACAUUCCAUAUGUGGCUAACCCAUCCAGUGGUGAUACGGAGGCCACCACAUUGCCCAAGAUUGACAGAACGUACAAGAUGUAUUACGGAGGAGCUCAGCAUCGACCGGAUUCUAAUUACAGUCGACCAAUCAGAUCAUUCAGUGGCAGUGACGUCAUAGGUCACGUGGGAGAAGGCAACCGGAAAGAUGUUAGGAAUGCAGUGGAAGCAGCUCAUAAGGCACUUGCAGGAUGGAGCAGGAGAGCCAGUCAUAACAAAGCUCAGAUCCUUUACUACCUUGCCGAGAAUCUUGAAAUUAGGUCACAAGAAUUUACUGACCUUCUAGUAACUUUGACGGGAGUUUCAAGGUCAGAGGGUGAAAAAGAGGUAAACAAGUCGAUCGAGAGAUUAUUCUGGUGGGCAGGUUAUGCUGACAAGUGGGGAGGCGGUGUUCAGGAGACCACACUUUACGGUGCCACCAUAAAGAUUCACGAACCGGUCGGCGUCGUCGGUAUUGUUUGCCCGCCAAAACAGCACCCCCUGCUGACGUUUGUGUCGUUAUGUGCGGCCGCCAUUUGCCGAUCGAACUGCGUGGUCGUUGUAGCUCCAGAAUCAUAUCCUCUUUUGGCCCUCAGCUUGUAUCAGGUGUUCGACACCUCCGACCUUCCUGCAGGUGUCGUCAACAUCAUCACAGGCGAUGCUGAUCAUCUGACCAGGUGCCUAGCUGAGCACAGGGACAUUCAGUCCAUCUGGUACCACGGCGAAUCAGCGGAGGCCUCGAUGUUCGUUGAGCAUGCCUCGGCAGACAACAUGAAGAGGACGUGGGUGGACUGGGGGCUGGCACGUGAUUGGAUGGAGGACGAACAGGGAUGUGCUGAAGAUUUCCUCCACCAUGCUGUUCAAGUCAAGAAUAUUUGGCUGCCCAUGGGAAAUAUUUAUGCUAAUUAGCUGAGCAGUAUUUAAGAUAUAGAUAUUGUUUUAUCAUGGCGAUACUUUACUACGUUGUAUUGAAUUUUGGUAUUAUUCAUAUUAGUGCGUUGGGUAUUGUUACUGUUUAAGAUUGGUUAGUGUUAUUGUUUGACAUCACCAUGGUUGGUGGUUCUUUAGUAGUCGAUUGAUAACAUGUGUAGUCGGUCUGCUUCCACCCGCUGUUUCUCAACUUUUUAUUCGAAUAUUACAAAAUUGUAUGUAAUUCGUCAUGCCUGACAUCCUUUCAUUAGUUUUUAGUAGAACUGAAUCAUUUGCUUGACCAAAUUAUGCUGAUUUGAAUUUACAUACGUUUGGACAGAUAAAUUGAUCAAUUAAUCCAUGCUGUUACAUAAUAACUAGAUUUGAGAUUUAAAAUAUUUGCAAUUUAAGAAAAAAACAACUACGUCUAUUCGUCAACUGUUGAUUUUAAAAAUUUUCAACGUUGAAAGUUUAGCUUAGUGAAAUCAAUGGUGCGUAAAUUGAUGAUUUCUGUUACCGUGUGCAGUGUUCAUUAUUCUUAAAACAAGCCUGCUAAUAAUUUGAUACAAUACGAACUUUUCAUUAGGAAAGGGUGACCGGAGCACUGAUAUGAUUAAGUGAAAAUCGUAAAUUGGCUCAGACGAGUUAAAAUUUUUAACGUUUUUCAGAUAAAGUUGGCGGUUGGUAGCCUAAGUUUUUAUAUUGUACCUGAUGUUGCAACUUUUAUGAAAUUUUGUGACGAUUUCAUGAUAUUAGCGUCAGAGUGUAGUGUAUUUUAUUAUCACGAAUGCGUGCCGCAUUGCACCGUCUAUAAACACUAUAAAGAUGGAUCUCUUUAAACACGCCAUGCCACACAGUUAGAUGAAAAAGGUUUUUUUACCAAAGUUUAAACAGCGGACAGUUUUGUAUGGCUUACGAAAUGUUUGAUUUUGUCAUUCCUAACAACACCGUAGUUUAUAUUUUCGAAACGACAUCAUUGUUUUUGUUUUUAUAAUGAGUUUCAUAGAGAUUAA
This is a messenger RNA of Helobdella robusta, 3500 nucleotides long. RefSeq lists its product as hypothetical. Gene Ontology annotation, molecular function: oxidoreductase activity, acting on the aldehyde or oxo group of donors, NAD or NADP as acceptor. The transcript has 16 exons. NCBI's taxonomy places the organism in Eukaryota, Metazoa, Annelida, Clitellata, Rhynchobdellida, Glossiphoniidae. The record is from RefSeq and is a predicted model, not a curated record. The coding region runs from base 4 to 2487 and encodes 827 amino acids.